Sitodiplosis mosellana (orange wheat blossom midge) is the source of this 462-nucleotide messenger RNA. RefSeq names its product organic cation transporter protein-like. NCBI's taxonomy places the organism in Eukaryota, Metazoa, Arthropoda, Insecta, Diptera, Cecidomyiidae. The transcript is spliced from 3 exons. Bases 1 to 462 code for a protein of 153 amino acids. Gene Ontology annotation, cellular component: membrane. The record is from RefSeq and is a predicted model, not a curated record. Gene Ontology annotation, molecular function: transmembrane transporter activity. Gene Ontology annotation, biological process: transmembrane transport.
AUGUCCCUUUGCAAUUCGACUACAUCAUUAGCAGUUCGAAUUAUCCUGAAGAUUUUCAGGUCGUCUGCAAAAACAAAAACAUUUAUUCUCUGCUCUCAAACAGGUUUUGUGCUAACGAUGGAGUUGGUUGGAGCGAGUAAACGUACGGCAUGUGGAAUUUCGUUUCAAGCUGCUUUUGCCGGUGGUAUCAUGUUGGUGGCUGCUUGGGGAGCCAUAAUUCCAGACCGCAAAUGGCGAAGGGGUUGUGGCAAAUGGUUACAAGUUAUUUAUGGGUUACAUAGCUGUUUGCUGCUAUUUCAUUAUUGGCUGAUGGAUGAAUCACCAAGAUGGUUAUGGGCUCAAGGACGUCGGGAGGAGGCUGUUAAAAUCGUUGCCAAAGGAGUUAAAUGGAAUAAAAACGGAAUUCCAUUGGAUGAACAAUAUUAUCUAUCCAAAGCCAAGUAUAUGUCGACCAACACGUAA